Messenger RNA from Acyrthosiphon pisum (pea aphid), 736 nucleotides. RefSeq names its product mitochondrial ribosomal protein S34 (gene mRpS34). Gene Ontology annotation, molecular function: structural constituent of ribosome. The record is from RefSeq and is marked provisional. NCBI's taxonomy places the organism in Eukaryota, Metazoa, Arthropoda, Insecta, Hemiptera, Aphididae. Gene Ontology annotation, cellular component: mitochondrion.
AGUCUAACAAGUAGCAGUAGAUGUGUUCAUGGUGUGUGUCCUAUAGAGCAUACAAGCAUUUUUUCAGAACUUAUUAAGGAAUACCGGUUUACAACAUUCGCAUACACCACAUUUUUAAAAACAAUUGUGCUGAGAUGUCUGUCAAAUUAAUUGGUAGAACUACAAAUUUGUAUGGCAAGACGCUCUGGGAAAUUUUAGGCAAUCUGAGAACCACGGGUGUUGGUCGUCUGGUAACCAGGAACUCAUAUGAUCGAUACGAAGAACCUAGCUUUUUCAGAGUCUUGUCUGUCGAACCCACUGCACAAAUAGAAGAUAAAGCAAGGAAAAUAAUAGUUCACGCUGAGAAAAUAUUCCGGGGUAAACACUACAAAGAGCCCGUUGAAAUAUACAGUGUAUCGUACAAACCUGAUUAUCGAUUAAUACCCAAAGAUGAAGAACAAUUGUGGUGGGAUCGAUUAGCCAAUUGCAAACCACGAGAAAAGUUUGUACCUGGCUCUAUUGAGUUACCACCACUCAUGAAAUUGGUAUUAGAACGUGACAACAAAGAUUCUAAUAUUAAAUUGCAAUUAAAAAUAAGAGGUGGCCGAGAUAAUGUUGCUAAAUCAGACAUAACUAAAAUUGCAUCAUACGGUCCGAGUUUUUUCAAAAAUCAACAAAGUAGUUAAUAAUUAAUAUGCAUUGUAUUUAUAACUAUACAUAGUUUUUUUUUCAUAAAUAUUAGAAGGUUUUGUUUUUA